AACAAGAGCAAAACGGUCCCACGUUCGAGUCGACCCAGGAGGAGGAUCGGGACCUGGAGCGGGCGCUGGAAGUCGUUGGCGAGCACGUGAAAUCGCUGGAGGACAUGACGGUGGAAUCGGCCAACUUUCUGGGUGACUUUCUGGACAACGUAGACGACGAAAUGCUGGACGGAUCGGACAUUUGCUCGGAUCAGAUGCUCCAGUCGCCCAACACGAACGACAUCCGGGGACUGGUGCACACGUGAAGAUCUCCGCUGGUCAGGAGGAGGCGGUAGAUAUGGGUAAGCGCGAUACCGGUAUAAGGGUGUGUUUGUGGAUGUCUGAAUGUGUUUGGUCGUUCGUUGGGGAUUUAUUUGCUUGCGUUGGGGAACACCCUCAAUUAUGUAAACAGUUCAUGGUUUUGUAAGGAAACUUUUGAAAGUGAUAUUUUCGGUUGAGCGAAAUUAAUUUUAAGGGUUCAAACUAUUUUCUCAAAUCCUAAGAGAAGUGUGACAUAGACGGUACGAUGGUUGGAAAGGGAGUCAUGAUUGGAACUUGUGUAUUCCUAGUAAGCUAAUGGAGAGUCGAAUUUGUUCUGCUUCAUUUCUUGUGUAAGAUUUUGAGCGAAACCGAUUUUAGGAUAGGAUGUGGUGUACAUGUAGUAACACAGGAGUAACAAAUGGAAACAAUAAUCCUUAUUUAUUCACAACCGCUAUUCUAGGUGAAAGAGUGGGCUUUUGUCUCAAAAGGAAGCCGCAAAAAAAAUAUACCUUUAAUCGGGGAAAACUGAAUGUUUCAGUUGUUCAAAUGUAACGCUUUAGGCUUUAAUAUUAUUAUGUUGAAGCCCCCAAUCGAAGCUGAGCCUUCGGAUAUCAGGGGUAGGAGAUGUAGUGAAACGGACUUUUAUUUGACACUAAAUACGCUUCUUUACAUACAAAACUAAAUCCCGUUCAAUAAAUUCUGUGAAUUUGUUUAUCGCUAUUUUACUGUAAUACCAAUUAAAACAAGAAAAAAAAAUCCGUUGAUUUGCGCUAUUACUUUCUGAUUAGGUCAUAAGUUGUACUCACAUACACCCAUUUAUUAUUUUUUUUAAAUUGAAUUAGGAAGCAGGAUACCUAGGUUCGUUUUAAGUUGUAUACAGCUAAAGCAAAGCAACAACAAUAAACUCGCCCAUUCGAUUACAGGCUAACUGAAUAGGGAAGUCGA
Messenger RNA from Aedes albopictus (Asian tiger mosquito), 1185 nucleotides. RefSeq lists its product as uncharacterized. Lineage: Eukaryota; Metazoa; Arthropoda; Insecta; Diptera; Culicidae. The record is from RefSeq and is a predicted model, not a curated record.